Chenopodium quinoa (quinoa) is the source of this 2747-nucleotide messenger RNA. RefSeq names its product peroxisomal fatty acid beta-oxidation multifunctional protein MFP2-like. Bases 176 to 2347 code for a protein of 723 amino acids. The record is from RefSeq and is a predicted model, not a curated record. Gene Ontology annotation, biological process: fatty acid beta-oxidation. Gene Ontology annotation, molecular function: NAD+ binding; (3S)-3-hydroxyacyl-CoA dehydrogenase (NAD+) activity. Gene Ontology annotation, cellular component: peroxisome. Lineage: Eukaryota; Viridiplantae; Streptophyta; Magnoliopsida; Caryophyllales; Amaranthaceae. The transcript is spliced from 18 exons.
CGUAAUAAUUUUACCAAAUAAAGAUAUUUUAUCAUACAAAGCGCAGCGUUAUUUUUGCAUUUCCGCACACGACACCUCCAUUAAAACACACAUCUGAAUUCUCAACUAACUCCAUUAAUCUCAUUACACUCUUCAAUUAAGCUUUUUGAGGAGAGAGAAAAUUGUGUGAACGAAAAUGAUGAAGGGUAGAACAACAAUGGAAGUCGGAGCUGAUGGUGUUGCUGUAAUCACCAUUAUCAAUCCUCCUGUUAAUUCUCUUUCUCUUGAUGUGUUACAAAGCUUGAGAGCGAGCUUUGAUGAGGCAUUAAGAAGAAAUGAUGUCAAGGCAAUUGUAGUUACAGGUGCUAAGGGAAAAUUUUCUGGUGGUUUUGAUAUCACUGCUUUUGGUGGAAUCCAAAAGGGAAAGACUGAAUCACCUAAGCGUGGUUAUGUGGCAGUGGAGGUUCUCACUGACAUAGUCGAAGCUGCAAGAAAACCUUCAGUUGCUGCUAUUGACGGCUUAGCCUUAGGUGGAGGUCUAGAGGUUGCUAUGGCUUGCCAUGCUCGGAUAUCCACCUCUAAUGCACAACUGGGUUUGCCUGAACUUCAGCUUGGAAUAAUUCCUGGAUUUGGAGGAACCCAGCGUCUUCCUCGGCUAGUCGGACUCUCUAAAGCUCUUGAAAUGAUGCUGACUUCUAAGGCAGUCAGAGGUUCAGAAGCCCAUGAUUUAGGACUUGUCGAUGCAGUAGUCCCAGCCAACGAAUUGCUUAGUACUGCUCGUCGCUGGGCCCUUGAAAUUGUAGAGCGUAGAAAGCCUUGGGUUUCAAGUCUUUAUAAGACAGACAAGUUAGAGCCACUUGGAGAGGCAAGAGAGAUUUUAAAAUUUGCUAGGGCACAGGCCCGAAAGCAAGCUCCAAAUCUCAGGCACCCUCAGGUUUGUAUAGAUGUUAUUGAAGAAGGCAUAGCUUCUGGACCUCGUGCUGGCUUGUGGAAGGAGGCUGAUGCUUUUGAAGAACUUCUCCGUUCCGACACUUGCAAGAGUUUGGUCCACAUUUUUUUUGCUCAACGAGGAACAUCAAAGGUCCCUGGUGUGACUGACUUGGGUCUUUCACCAAGACGGAUAAAAAAGGUUGCUGUUAUUGGUGGUGGUCUGAUGGGUUCUGGAAUAGCUACAGCAUUGAUUCUUAGUAGCUAUCCUGUUGUAUUAAAAGAAGUGAACAAUAAGCUUUUAGAAGCGGGUAUUGGCAGAGUGAAAGCUAACUUGCAAAGCCGGGUCAAGAAAGGGAAAAUGACCGAGGAGAAGUUUGGAAAGACCAUGUCGCUUAUUCAAGGAUCUCUGGACUAUGACAACUUUAGAGAUGUGGAUAUUGUCAUAGAGGCUGUCAUUGAGAAUGUUUCCUUGAAGCAACAAAUUUUUGCUGAUCUAGAGAAGUUUUGUCCUCCGCAUUGCAUACUUGCAAGUAAUACCUCUACUAUUGAUCUUAACCUUAUUGGUGAAAAGACUCGGUCUCAAGAUCGAAUUGUUGGAGCUCAUUUCUUUAGUCCUGCUCAUAUCAUGCCCCUAUUGGAGAUUGUCCGUACUCAAAAGACUUCUCCCCAAGUAAUAGUUGAUGUGCUAGAUCUUGGAAAAAAGAUAAAGAAGACACCGGUCAUUGUUGGAAACUGUACGGGGUUUGCUGUCAAUAGAAUGUUCUUCCCUUAUACACAAGCAGCUAUGCUACUUGUUGAGCAUGGCACAGAUUUAUAUAAGAUUGACAGAGCAAUUACAAAGUUUGGAAUGCCAAUGGGUCCAUUUAGAUUGGUUGACCUUGUUGGGUUUGGAGUAGGCAUUGCAACUGCCAUGCAAUACAUUGAGCAUUUCCCUGACAGAACCUACAAAUCUAUGAUUAUCCCUCUUAUGCAAGAAGAUAAAAGAGCAGGUGAAUCAACUCGUAAAGGGUUCUAUCUGUACGAUGAUAAGCGCAAGGCUAGCCCAGAUCCUGAAUUAAAGAAAUAUAUUGAGAAAGCAAGGGAAAUUUCUGGGAUUAGUGUUGAUCCUAAGAUAGCAAACUUACCUGAGAAGGACAUAACAGAGAUGAUAUUUUUCCCUGUUGUCAAUGAAGCUUGCCGAGUCCUGGCAGAAGGAAUUGCAGUGAAAGCAUCAGAUUUGGAUAUUGCUGGUGUCAUGGGCAUGGGGUUUCCCCCAUACAGAGGCGGAAUCUUGUUCUGGGCCGACAUGCUGGGAUCUAAGUACAUUUAUUCUAGGCUGGAGGAAUGGUCUAAACAAUACGGAGGGUUCUUCAAGCCUUGUACAUACAUGGCUGAGAAGGCUGCCAAGGGGGCUCCACUGAGUUCUGGACCAAUGGAACAAGCUAAAUCGCGGAUGUAAAGCAGAACAGAUUUGGACGUGGCUGAUUGGAUUCUCUCUGUUUAUCAUACCACACUUCAGCAUCCAUACAUAAGGUUGUUUGGACCAUAUGCAACAAGAAAAUAAUCUCUUGGGAGGUUCUCUGGAAUAAGAAUUAGGUAGAGAUGCAUAUUAAUCAAGAUUUGUGAGGCUAAAGAGUCCUUUAUGAUACAAAGCUGUUAUUAUAUGCCUUAUAAAACAUAAUAUAUUCGAUAGCUAAUUAAGUCAUUAUAUUGUAACUUUGUAAGAAGCAUAUGUGACUUGGUUAACAAUGCAUUUCAAAGAUUGUAGUUUCAGAUAGAAGUCAUGAAGUUGGACUCUUUGUGCUCAAUUCUUGUGUCGGUAUGCUUAAGAUGAAAAUUAUAAUAAGUGGUUGUAAAUA